Messenger RNA from Venustampulla echinocandica, 1875 nucleotides. RefSeq lists its product as uncharacterized. Bases 1 to 1875 code for a protein of 624 amino acids. The record is from RefSeq and is a predicted model, not a curated record. Lineage: Eukaryota; Fungi; Ascomycota; Leotiomycetes; Helotiales; Pleuroascaceae. The transcript is spliced from 4 exons.
AUGCCCAAUUCCUCUCAAGGAGAUGGUUCUCUACCACCUAAUCACUUAUUCGAAAGCAACAUGCACCAACCACACGGGGAGGACACUCUCAGCAAUACGUUAGGUAUCCCCACAGCGACAGUCAUAAAUCAGGUCACAGUUCAAGACCAGUCGCCACUCAUUACACCACCUCCAGAUCUUCGUCGACGAGAUCCGGUACCUCAAGAUAAUAACUGCCAGCAAGCUGAACAGAGUGCGAGUCAGGCCGUCCGGGAAGCCUCCCAAUCUGCCUCCCAAUCCAUACAGCAAGCUCAGCAAUCAGUUUCUCAAGCUUCGCGUGAAGCCGGGCAAUCAGCUUCCGACGCGAUACGACAAGCGCAACAGAGCGCUUCCCAAUCUAUUGCGGCUGCUUCUAGAGAUGCGUCACAAUCCGUGUCUUCAGCAAACUCCGUCGUAGCUAGUGUCCAGUCCUCUGCAUCAGCAGCCAUUUCUCGCGCAAAUGGGUCUGCAAUCACAGCACAGGCUAGUGCGUCGUCUGUACAGGCCGAAGCUUCGAGUGCAAUACUUCAAGCUGGGGCUGCAGUAGCAGCGGCAACUGGCUCUGCGGCCUCUGCUGGACAAUCAUUUCUUUCCGCUGCAGCAGCGGCUACCCUAGGCGCACAAGCUUCUCUGGCAGUUAUUGGAGCAGCAGCAUCAUCUUCAGCUUCCGAAGCGUCCGCUCAAGUAUCGGCGUCACAGUCGGCAGCAGUGACUGCUACCCAAGCAGCAUUAGCAAUUGUUGGCAGCAUUAUCGCCUCUACAUUAAUAACGAUCCUGAUCUACUUCCUCAUAAUACGACAUAAGAAAUUAGUAAAACGCCGGUCACGAGAUGAGAAUAAAUCACUCUCCCCUCGAUUUCCCUCAGAUCCUAAAUUCCCUACUUCAGCUGAGAUUGCAACUACUGCCGCCCCUUCACAAUCAGCUUAUAACGUGACGAGAAAGAGUCAGAGAAUUAACUCCGAAGCGUCGCUGUCUGAUUUCCCUAAUACUCCUAGAAGAGGGGAUGUUAAGACUACAUCUCUAGCCUGGAACCCAACGCAGCCCCCGAAGCCUCCUACUCUAGGAUCCUGGCUGAGAGUGCAAGAUGGCGUGUCCCCAUUUGGCUCCAUCAAGCUUCCUACCGACAGCGAGUCCAAGUCACCUCUAGGCGGGCAGAUCAAAUCUCCAUUACGCAGUUUUGAUCCACCGCAAAGUCCAAAACAAGAACGAAGCACACUUUUCAACAACCCUAAUCCCAAUAUCUCCCAGAGCGGUACCAUACCCGCAGCCAAACAACUGAUAAAAAGCUUUUUAACACGAAAGCCUCUCAGUCCAGAAAACUCAGAUUCCAUACCAAAACAGCCACCUCCAGAGAAUCCUACCAGAUAUCGCGAAUCAACUGCCAGUGUUUGGACAGACGAAAUACCUAACCAGACUCCCUCCCCACCUCUGCGCACCCCACCUCCGGAAUUACGCACCGCAACCGUCGCCCAAGGCUACAACAUGCAACUCCCCGCUUCACGAAAUCCCGUCCGCACAACGGCGGAAUGGCUCGAAUCGAUACAAGAAGCCUCCGCUAGCAAUCAAACCCAACGCAACUCCAUCGUUUCUCGAAGCUCAAGAGGUGCAUUCGGCCUCCCCCGCAAUCCCAAACCCGGACUCCAGAGUAGAUUUAGCUCGAAUCAAGGAAAGGCUCGGAGUAUAGAGUGGGAAAUUGGGUUUGUGCAGGGAUUGGAUCGGUUUUUACCUGGGGAUAGGACGAGUAGGAUUGGGAGUGAUAAUAGCACGCCUGGGGGUUCGAGGAGGAAGAGUAAUGUAACGAGAAUUGAGGUCGAUAGGACUUCGAUUGGUACGCCGGGGGUAGGGAGGGCGAUGUGA